AUGACAUUCGGUGCACCUUCCCAUCGUAUUGAAUCUCAACUCGUCGCCGCAGCCCGCAUCCUUGAAGUUGAUGCCGAAUUCAUUCACUUGCCAAGUGUUAUUAUCUGUUCGUUCGGUGAUUCAGAUACCAUGACAUCAGAAACACAUUUCAUCAAGUGUAGCGGACGCCUAGCACUCGGAAGUCUACACAAGGUCCACCUUAUCUACCGUGCUGUCGUACACGACGAGAUCAGUGCCAAAAAAGCAACUCAGAAGUUAGAGGAACUACUAACUGCCGCACCGCUUUACGGUCUCUGGUUUCGUUGUAUAUUGGCCUUCCUCCUGUCGGUACUCAUCUGUCCACUGUCUUUUGGUGGCUCUUUUCUCGACAUGUGGAUUGCUGGCGUCGGUGCAUUUCUUUUGAGUUUCUUACAGCUCACGCUGGCCGCAAAAAGUGCCAUGUAUGCCAAUGUUUUUGAAAUUACAACUGCUAUUUUGAUGUCUUUCACUGCUCGAGGACUGAGUAGUAUUAGGAGUGAAAUCUUCUGCUAUACUGCUAUUUCUUCUUCUGGCAUCAUAGGAAUUCUUCCCGGAUAUCUGAUCUUGAGUAGCUCUCUUGAGCUCGCGUCCAAAAAUAUUGUGUGUGGGAGCGUGAAGAUGGUUUAUGCCUUAAUUUACACCCUCUUUUUGGGGUUUGGUCUCCAAAUUGGCUCUGACUUGUACCUGCUCUUUGACCCUGAUAUCAUCAAUGGAUGUUACCGCCCUUCUUCUUUCCCAUGGUACAUUCAACCAUUCCCUCUCUGGACUCAAUUCGUCAUUGUUCCAAUUUUCUCCCUCCUUUCCUCGCUCGCUAAUCUGCAGCCCUGGAAGAGCAAGCAGCUACCUGUCAUGAUUGUGAUUUCUUGCGCGUCAUAUGCCUCGAAUAGUAUAGCCAAUCACUACAUAUUCAACCGUUCUGAUAUCGUUUCCGCCAUCGGAGCAUUCACAGUCGGGCUCCUCGGAAACAUCUACUCACGCAAGAUGGGCGGUACAGCUUUUACAUCCAUGGUUACUGGUGUACUGUUCUUGGUGCCUUCUGGUCUCUCACAAGCGGGAGGUAUCACUGCAAAUGAUGGCAAUGGGGUUGACAUAGGUGGCGCCAUGAUUGCUGUGACUAUUGGUAUUACGGUCGGACUGUUCAUGAGCCAAGCGCUCGUAUACAUGUUUGGAUCGCGGAAGAAUGCUGCUGUUUUCUCUUUCUGAUUCUGUGUCACCAUGGGCAGAUAUUCCUCUGGACAAAGACACAAGUAUAUUAAAUAUACCACGGACCUAGUGAUAAAUAUUUAUAGAAGCUUACCGUUAGAUCAAAGUACUGUAUAUCUUGAACUCCAACAAAAACACUACAUACAUACCACAAUAAAA
Serpula lacrymans var. lacrymans S7.9 is the source of this 1380-nucleotide messenger RNA. RefSeq lists its product as uncharacterized. The transcript is spliced from 6 exons. Gene Ontology annotation, molecular function: transmembrane transporter activity. Lineage: Eukaryota; Fungi; Basidiomycota; Agaricomycetes; Boletales; Serpulaceae. The coding region runs from base 1 to 1221 and encodes 406 amino acids. Gene Ontology annotation, biological process: transmembrane transport. The record is from RefSeq and is a predicted model, not a curated record.